This is a messenger RNA of Melitaea cinxia (Glanville fritillary), 3013 nucleotides long. RefSeq names its product SWI/SNF-related matrix-associated actin-dependent regulator of chromatin subfamily A containing DEAD/H box 1 homolog (gene Etl1). Gene Ontology annotation, molecular function: ATP binding; ATP-dependent chromatin remodeler activity; DNA binding. The record is from RefSeq and is a predicted model, not a curated record. The transcript is spliced from 15 exons. The coding region runs from base 1 to 2625 and encodes 874 amino acids. NCBI's taxonomy places the organism in Eukaryota, Metazoa, Arthropoda, Insecta, Lepidoptera, Nymphalidae. Gene Ontology annotation, cellular component: nucleus.
AUGUCUGAAAGUACUAGCCCUAGUGUGUUAAGUUAUCUAAGACAGUAUCGGUUUCAAAGGAAACCUACUCCUGGAUCAAGUGGAACCUUAACAGUAACAUCGGCUCCAUCCAGUAAUCAACAACAAAUAAGAAUGCCAGCUCCGACUACAGCUAUAAGGAACGCACCGAUUGUUUACAAAAGGAUCAGGAUCCAAGACUCGGAUUCUGAUGAUAACGCAUCUCCAGCUAAGAAACCGGUGAUGGAGUUGACGACAGCUGUUAAGGAGAGAAGGUUCCGGAACAUGCUAGAAAUGUUCCCGGACAUAUCUCCUUUGUUUGUUAAAAAUACCCUAGUUAAACAUGGCUGGAAUGAAGAGAGAUCCAGGGAUGAACUACUUAAGCAUGACCCUGAGAGUGAUGACAAGGCAUCCCCUUCCACAUUCUUUGCAUCUCGGCCUGGGUUCUCUGGUCAAAUACACAGGCCUAACGGGAUGGGUGUCGUUAGGGUCACCAGUGGACCUAGUGUGGUGGUCCGCAAAACCCUAGCAGGCAAGGGAGGAAGAGCCAGAAGGGGCAGCAGUGGGAGUGAAGAUGAGGACUACGGGGUUCGGAAAGGAAAAGAUGAUAGAGUUUAUGAUAGUGAUGAUUCAGACAACGAAGUGACAGACGAUCUCAUCGGAGACAAGCGGAAAGUAUUUGAGUUUCUGAACACAAGCAGCAUGAACGAGCUUUCUCUGCUCAGUGGAUGUUCUCAAAAGAAAGCCGAGGCUAUCAUAGCUCAGAGACCCUUCAAGGGAUGGGUUGAUAUGGUGGAAAAGUUCAACAACAACAAAAUGCUAAGCACAGAUCUAUUGAACUCGACUCAAGAACUGCUGUGUACGCGGAACAACAUACAACGUCUGAUGAAAAAGUGUGUUGGGCUGGCUCAACAGUUGGAGGCUGCGGUGGCUGCCGGGGCCGGACGGCUUAAACAACCUACUUCCCUGGACGCGAGCUUAAAACUAGCACCGUACCAAUUAGUCGGUCUAAACUGGCUAGCGGUACUCCACAAGCAAGGCGUCUCUGGCAUACUCGCAGAUGAGAUGGGUCUCGGCAAGACAGUUCAAGUGAUUGCCUUUCUAGCUCAUUUGAAAGAGACUGGGCAAGCUAGAGGGACACACUUAGUUGUAGUACCGGCUUCUACGCUGGAUAACUGGAGUAGCGAACUAGCUCGUUGGUGUCCAUCGCUUCAUGUCAGCAAGUACUAUGGUAACCCGGAAGAGAGGAGACAGCUCCGUAUUGAAUAUUCAAGAGGAUUGGAUCAGAUUGACAUUGUUCUUACCACAUAUACAAUGGUGAGCAGUUGUCCCGAAGAACGUAAAAUGUUCCGUAUCACUCCAAUGCAUUACGUUAUAUAUGACGAAGCUCAUAUGUUGAAGAAUAUGUCGACUCAGAGAUACGACAACUUGUUAAAAAUAAAAUCCAAACACCGCCUGCUGCUGACUGGAACACCGUUACAAAACAAUUUAGUUGAACUGAUGUCAUUACUCUGCUUCGUGAUGCCACACAUGUUCUCCGGCAAAACUGAUGACUUGAAGAACUUGUUCCAGAAAAAUGCUAAAGCAAAAACCACAAAGAAAACAAACGGUAACACAAAUGACGAGGAGAUACCAGCCUUUGAACAGAGUCAGAUAACUCAAGCCAAGCGGAUCAUGAAGCCAUUUGUACUGAGGAGAUUGAAGAGAGAAGUGCUUCAAGACUUGCCUAAGAAAACUAACCAUACGGAACUAUGUCCCAUGUCGGAGAAACAGCAGAGACAGUACAAGGAGCUCAUUGCUGGAUUCUCAGCAAAGGAUGGCACGAUCCACGCCACAACAGAACAAAGCGGUAUAUCAAUGAUGAUGGAUAUGCGCAAAUUAGCCAAUCAUCCGCUGCUCUUACGUUUCCACUAUGAUGCCAACGUAACUCGUAAGAUAGCGGCAAAACUAGCAAGAGAUCCUAAUUAUAAGGAGAAAAACGAGCAAUAUGUGUUCGAAGACCUUAUGUGCCUGUCUGACUUCCAGACACAUCAGCUCACUCAGCAGUAUUCUUGUAUAAGAUCAUUCGCAGUACCGGAUCAACUAAUAGAAGAUUCCGGCAAGUUCCUAAAACUAGACGAGAUGUUGCCCAAACUUAAAGAUGAGGGUCACCGAGUACUGAUCUUCAGUCAGUUCACCAUGAUGCUGGACAUCAUCGAGCCUUACCUCCGGCUUAGGAACCAUCGCUACCUGAGACUGGAUGGUAGCACCGCUGUUAACGACAGACAAGAAUUAAUAGAUCAGUACAACUCUGAAGAUAUUUUCGUGUUCCUAUUGUCUACGAAGGCUGGCGGUCUGGGAAUAAAUCUAACUGCAGCGGAUACAGUAAUCAUUCAUGAUAUUGAUUUCAACCCUUACAAUGACAAGCAAGCUGAGGACAGAUGUCACAGAAUGGGUCAGACUCGUCCGGUCACAAUCUACCGCUUACUGAGUGCUGGAACUAUUGAGGAGGGAAUAUAUCAAGUAGCUCAAGAGAAGCUAAACUUAGAAAAACAUGUUACCGGAGCUGACGAAAAUGAUGGAACAGAACAGAAGAACGUAGUCCGUCUCCUGUCAGCGGCCUUGGGUUUGACAACACCAAACAAAUGAUUGCUGGCCAACGACGGAGUUAUCGUCAUUGACUAGUAAAGUGACAUUAAUAGCCGAACGAUGACUUAACAGAGCUAUGAAACUUGAAGUAUAGUGAAUUGUGCUUAAAUUAUAUAAGUGAUAGUGUACAAAGUGGAUUAUAUUUGUAUUCGGUCGUUAGAACUUCAAGAUACAUGCGUUUGUGUGAUUAAACAACUGUAUUAUUCAAACUAUUUAUGUACAAUGAUUUACAUGUUAAUUUAUGUGGGUCGUUUAUUUUUGUCUUUUAUAUGAAUAGAUUUGCAUUUAUUGUGGGCUCGAUAUAGUCUGUAUGUAUAAAUGUAGUUUAAUAAUUUCCUUUUAUAUAUUAGUUGAUUUAGCUGAAUAAAGAAUCGGAUUUAAGUUAGUA